AUUAAAGGGAGGGCGUCGGGGCUUGAAGAGGCUGAGAGACGACGAGGAAGGCUGUCGGCUGCUGCUCCUCCUUUGUGACAAGAGCUGGGGUUCAAGGCGCCUGCCCUGGUUAUGCACUGCCCCUGUUGUGGUUGAGACGUGGUCACAAGUUAGCUCCCAUGAUGGAGCUUACGGACAAACACAAGCAACCUCAGGAAAAUCUUCCAAGUGGUUAUUCUCGUCCGAUCCAGGGAAAAUAAAUUAAUCCCAAUGAAAACAACGUCUACAUGGAAGAUGUGACAAUUGUUCUGCCCAUUACAGAAAAUGGGGUUUGUGGUCUUGGUGAGCUUUGGGAUUGUCACCGCUCUGAAUCCACCCAUCACAAUCUCUUUGGCAAACAGCUUCAGAAGGAACACGUAAUAUUUCACCCAUUAAAGACAUCUAAUUACAAUCUGACUCGUUUAAAGAACACCGAGGACCAUGUGAAAUUGGUUAAACUCAGUGGUGCCAUGAGUAUGGAGUUCUUGUCUGGGCUUAUUAAGGUGGAAGGUUGUGGCGAGUAUAAUGGAAAUGUCACAAGCAGUGGGAAUGAAGAGACACUUGUAUGCCAGUAUAAUUUGGAUAAUGGUUCGGUAUUCUUACUUCCACAGGCCAAAACUGUAAUAAAUCAAGCUAUUACAGACUUGCUAAUGAACAGAAAAAUCAAAGCCACGCACGUAGUACAUGGCUUGAUUUUGGGAGCAGAGGUAAAUGCACACAUAAGAGUAAGGAACAUUAAAACUAACAAGAGAGAUGAAAUCAAAGGCAGUGUAAUUGGGAAACUUGUCUUUGGAAAAAUAAGUGCCUCUGUAAAAGCCAAGUUGGAGUUGCUGGACUCUGAUAAAGCACAAAACUAUGAGACGCACAUCGCCAUUCACUCCAAGCCACCAAUGAGGCAACAGCAGCCAUCAACUAUAACAGAAAUGUUUGACUUGUUGGAGAAGGUGGACAAAUUACUUGCAGAAGAGCGACACUUCAAGUUCAUUGACCCAAGCAUCAUGGGAGUCCCUGUACGUUGGGUGCUUGUACCGAUUGCUCAGUUCCUAGAUGUGAAGGUUGAGCGGCUCUACAUGCAGAUCGAUGAGACUCUGCGAGAAGACUUUCGCACAAUGCUCAUUUCUCUUCAGGAUUCGCGUGGUCCUGGGUGCAUUAAGAGGCGAGUGCUCGAGAAAGACAAUCGUCUCAGUCUAAUUCUCUCAGAUCCUAAUUCUGAACUCUCUCAAAACAUUUCAAAAUAUGAAAAUAUGUUAAACAAGAAAAUGGAAUUAAUUUUUGUUCGUGCCUGCAAUGUUCUAAAGGAAUACAAGAGAGCUAUUGCUACAUCCAGUGACCUGCGUGCUAUUUUGCAAGAAUAUGGAACUUCUGACUUUAGUGUCGUUGACUUGUAUGCAAAAGUGGAAGAGUUUGUGGUCGAUGGAAAACGUGAACUUGGUGGAAUCCAUGCAGAAGAUGAAACUCGAAUGGGUGCAGACAUCUGUCUCCUCACCAACCGUGAAUCACUGCGUGAAUGGAUCAGCACUGAAUCAAACAUUAAAAUAUUGUUGUACACAAAGGGUGACUCCACCAGUGGGGCCUUCAAUCGCCUCUUUAACCUCAGCCAAACACUGAAGGAGCUCAAUAUAGAGGUGGGGGUUGCACUCCCCAGCAUCUCUGACAGCUUUUGUCUUUCCAUAAAGGUUAAAGAAAAGUUAACCAAUCAUGAGUCCGCUGAUAUUGCAUGGAUUCUCGGGAUUCUCAGUGCUGCAGUGAAGAGGGACUCUUCAAUGGAAUCUCGUUUCUACACAAUUAUGGCUUCACUCUUUGAAAUUGAAUUGCCACUUCAGUCAAAUGUACUUCACGAAUUACAUCGCUUGGUAAAGAUCUUGAAAGUAGAAGAUGUACACAUUACAUCUUCCUACAUGGAAUCUUUGGAGUGUAUUUUGUCUGGUGACAAUCACUGGAUCUUCUUUGUUCCAAUAGAUGCAUUGGACACUGCACGCGAAGCCAUCCGUAAGCUUCGUAUGAACUUAAUCAAUCCUGUCAAUGCCAAUGGAAGAUGGGUGGUUGGUAGUCUGGGCAUCCCUAACCAGCAUGAAGCCCCAUUGCUGUUCGUUUUCCGUGGUGGAAUCAUCAAAGCAAUAUGCUUGGAUCAUCUCGACAUUUGUAUUCUUUUUGAUCUUUUCAAGAUUGCUGAGUCUUCUCUCAACAAAGAGCCAGAUUUACGCGUCCUCUCACCAGAUUCCCUGCAGUGUUCUAUGUAUAUAAGGAGAGCCAAUUACGCCAUGAGAACAAUUGAACGUGUGCAUCAAAUCAAGCAUUCCCGGGAAGAUUACGCUCAACUCAAGAUGCCAUCUUUUAACGAAAAUGCAGAUCAAUCACUUACUGAUGCAUUGAGCAUUGCACGCAGUUGUCUUCACUUCGAUGACACGUAUGUAAUUGCGACAGUUGCUUCAAUUGCAAUUCGAGAGAAUCCAGAAAUAUGCAGUAUUCUAGAGAAACAUGGUUGGAAAAAUGUGGCCCAAAAGUUUGAAAAUGAGGUUCUGACGAAGCAAGACUGUGAAUUGAUCUGUACUGCACUUCAAGACUGGUUGAGAUCACGUAAUACAUUUCUGGCCAAGGUUGAGUUUGCCAAACGGACCAUUGAUCAAAUUGAGUCAUCACCAUGUCAACACAAUUAUGAGCGUAUGAGCAAGGUUAACAGUGCUAUACAGUCAGUUUAUAAUGACCCACAGUGCCCAGAAAAACUAAAACUUUUAGUUUUGAGUUUGCAGGAGAGUGAGUUUAAACAAAAAUGUAAAGGAAUUCAAAUAUAUCUGAAUGACCAAUUAUCUGCCUAUAAACAGGAACAAUGCAUACUUCAUGUAACGUCACUGAUUGACAUCUUGAGACAAGUUUAUAAAAACGACUCCUGUUUUCUUAGUGUGCAUGAUACUAUUAAACAAUAUGUGAACCGAGUUGACUUUAAAAAAAGCCAUUUUGUCCAAUCUAAUGUGAUUGAAUGCAUAAAAAAUAAUCAAAUUUACAAUGUCAUUGAGCAACUGGCGAAACUGCAGUAUGACCAUCGACUGAUUGCAAUACAUUGUUUUCUUGAUGAGCUGACAAAUCUAAGUGACAAUGAAGUGACGAUUGGUUUGUUGCAAUUACUGUCAAGUGACGGUUUUGAAAGAAUCCAUUGGGAAGAUCUGUGGACAAAUUCAUCAUUCAAGUACCUGAUAAAAAGUGUGAUUCAUGAUCAUAAUAUUCUGCAAAUGAUUAGCUCACUGAAGCACAAAUUUAACAUCACCGAUACCAAAUACAUGCCAGAGGAAAUUCAAGAGCUGUCACAUUUUAAUAAGGAAGAAUCGGAGUUUGUCAUGCCAGAAAAUAUUGACAGUCUGGAAAGUGCCCUAAACAUAUUCAAGAAAAUUCUGAAAACAAAUGAAAUGCCUCCUAAUUUUGGAGAAGUAAUGAGAAAAGCCAUUAGCAAAAAUAUUAACUUGGAGAGAUCCCUACUUGAAGCAAGUUCUUUGAUUUACUGGAACACAAAGUACAAGCUUUUUGACGACGUUUGGUGUCUACAGACAGUCAAAAAAGCAAUAGAAAAUAUUAGCACAUUUAUGGAAAAGCAAAACUCAGCCAGAUGUUUAACUAGCUCAGAGGAUAUCAAUAUAUUUUUCAGCGAUGAUGACUCUAAUGUACCAAGCACAACAAUUGUCAAAACGUUUGUAAGUGUUCAUAAAGAUUUUCACUCAAUAUUUGGUGACUCUCUGUCUUGGACAACGGCUAAGGGUUACAUUGAAGUAUGUGAUAUCACGCAGAAACCAAAUGUCUACAGUGACAAAAUGUCACCUAUCAUGCCUAUGGUUCUCCCAUUUCUUCUGCAAAAUCUUAAAAUGUGGGGUGGAAAUGUUCUUCAAGCGAACGCCAUCUCUAGCUUAGUUAAAGUAGAUGCUAAGACAACUCAGAGUGGACAUGCUUUUAAACGUCCCACUUUUGGAAAAAAAUCAGCUCCCACAAAUAGCAGGCAAACACAAGAGCAGAUUAAAGUCCCGUUCUCUCGACUUGACUGCGUCGUUGCUCUGCUCAGCUGUGCCGAUUGCACCGUCGCUCAGGAUCUACUGCAGGUCAUGAUGAAGUUUCCGAUGGCGCUCCCACUGGUGAUGCCCGACCUGGAGAUGAAAGACAAGUACAAGGUGAUGUUGCCACUGCUCUCUGGCAACACCAUCAAGUGGGAGGCUCAGUCGGGUGUCAUCGUUGAGAACAACCUGUUCAUCAGCCCGUUCAGACUGAUUCUGGCCGUUAGGCUCGGUACCAAUUCACUUGGAAAGAGCACGAUCCUCAACCAGCUCAUGAAAGUGGAGCAUUUGUUCUCAUCAUGUGGGGAACCUGGAGCCCACCGAGGGCGGCCUCUGACCCUGGCUGGGACGGUGGAGUUCACGUGGCUCACACAGGAAACGUGUGGGGCUGGGCUCUGGGAGUCUGUCCUGAAGCAGUUUUACGCGCGUGGAGAAAAUGAGAUCGUGCUGUUGGCGAACCUCCAUGGAGAUGCCUCUGAGUACCCCGAGGUUAUCCAGUUCUUGAAGAAAAUCACUUCAACGUACAUAGUGUUUAUCAUGCCAAAUGAAGAAAACAUAACGUCAAAAUGUGACACAUUAGCCAGUCUCACCGAUUCUGAAGAUAAUACGCUUUACCUAGUGGUGGAUCCUAAUGAAGAGUGCAAUGAAGCAGAUUGUAUAAUUGAAACAGCAUUGCUGACAAAUGAUGACAUGUUAGGGAAGGUGCGACAGAUAUUCAGCGAAGCCUUAACAUCACAAUUAGUUAAGACAAAAGAUCAUAUGGAGCUGAACUACUCUCAGCUUGGUAUGUCAUUGCAUCCUACUAAGGGUGUUGAGUGCAAGGAAUCACAGAAACUUAUACAAUUUAUUUCAGAAAAGCAUUGCCAAACUAUCAGGAGUUCCAUGAAAUUUCAGAGCCAGGAAAAGCAAAAGAGAACAACUGCUUUAUGGGAAGGCAAUGAAGUACUACAAAAAGUGAUUCAACUUCUUUGUCAAGUGUUAAGUUUGCCACUUGCUGACAGGCUACCAGCAUUCACGCAUGUUGAGCGACAUAUAUCUGUGCUUUCAAACAGCGAAAGCGCGACUCUUAGGGAAAAAAUAUCGAAAAACAGAAAUGAGUUAAGGCGGCAAAUCACCCUGACAGGUCAAAACCAGGUGAAUGUAAUGCCGAUAAAAUGGAAGAUCUGUUCAGACAUGGAACAGUUGGAUAAAAUUAGCUUGGGUCAAGAGCAUUUCUUUCGAGAAUUAGGUCACAUCUACGAAUUAAUACAAGGAGACAAAAAAAAUUACGUGAAUAAUGUCAAUAAACUUCCCAGAUCAUAUGCGGAACUGAUGAUCAAUGGGCAUGCAAUAGAGCUGCUUAAUGGUGACACAGGUGAAAUGCCUGGUGCUUGGCUCUUAAAAAUAUGUCAACACAUCUCUGAAGAUUACCCAAACUUGCGGAUUUUUGUGAUUUCUAUACUUGGCCUGCAGUCUUCUGGGAAAUCCACACUCCUCAAUGCUCUCUUUGCUUGCAAGUUUGCAGUCUCUGUUGGUCGAUGCACCCGCGGUCUCUUCAUGCGGCUCCUCUUUCUGGAGAAGGCUCUUGGUGAAAGACUCCAGACGGAUGCCAUUCUGCUCAUUGACACAGAGGGACUAGGAUCGCCAGAGAAAGUUAAUGAUGUUGAAGCAGAAAAAAAAGACCGAAUACUGGCAACAUUUGCAAUGAGUGUGAGCAACUUGACAAUCAUCAACGUUCUUGGAGAGUCCAUGAAUAAUUUGACGGAGAUCCUGCAGAUUGCUAUUGUGGCAAUGGCACGACUAGAACAGGUUAAAAUGGCACCAGAUAUUCUCAUGGUUCAGCAUCUGACAGAGGUAAAUCUAACGAACACAUCUUCAGGACAGGACCAAUUCUGUGAGGCGCUUAAACAUGCAAUAAAGCUUACACAAGAAAAGGAUGUUGAUGUGGGGAUAUUAGAUGUGAAUUGUUUGAAAAAAAUAGCAGACCGAAUCCAGAAUGAAGAGCUUCUCAAACAAUUCCGCCCGUUUAAAAACGGCGCGAGUGCUGGAGCCCCCCCAUCAGAGCAGUACCACGCUGACGUGGUGGAUUUGUACAAAACUAUCCUAGAUGCAUGCCAGCAAUCGGAUAACAAGAUGCUGUUCUCGGAUUGGUACUCACUCGUGCAUAACUACUGGAGUCUCGUUUUGAAUGAAAAUUUUGCUGUCCGAUUUAAAAAUAUACAGGAGAUGUAUGAAUUUAUUGAGCGUGGGAAGCAAAUAGCAGCCUUAAAAGAUAACAUUGAUUCCGCAUUUUAUAUGCAUCGACAGAGACUUAAAAUAAAUCUGAACCAGGCGAUGCAAGAAUUGACCAACGAAUCCCAGCACCAAAUUCGCAAAAGUUUUUUGAAAACGUGCCACGAGAAAUUGGAACUAGUUCCAAUCGCUUGUCAGGGUUGUAAGCAAUGCAAUGGUGUAAUGGAACAGCGUGGACGUCUCAUGAAUUACGCCAAAAAACAUCAGUGUGAGCAAGACGUAAUGCAAACAAUAAACAGGUAUACUCAGCAAGUCCGCAAGUCCACAAUGAAGACUCUCACACAAAUGCUUGAUGCUGCUAUUGUUGGUAAAGGCUACUCGGUGGAGUUUUUGGAUGAAAUCAGUCGGCAACUGAAGUGCGAAUUAGAUAAGAGGCCAGCUGGGCAGUUUACUGAUGCAGAACGAGACAAAAUUGUGGACACGAUUUGGAAAACGCUUUACAAGAUCGCGAAUGAAAAAAAUAUUGAUAUUCCUGAUGAUAGGAAAAUCCUAAGUGAAAUUUGUAUCGUGUAUGAAAACUCACCGUAUGUUUGCAACGCAAUGACAAAUACAUCUCAUUCGGAAAGUGUGUUUAAUCGAAAUGAACGCUGGUUUGAUUUUUUUAUUCCAAAAUACUUCAAGAAAUCGUCUAACAAUAUGAUAAGUCUUAGUGAUAGACUUGAAAAGAUCGCAACGUCAAUGCUAAAUAGUCGGAAUGUUGAACAUUAUGAAAAUGGAAUGAUUAGGGAAAUAAACAAAAAAAUAGAUGAUAUUUUAUCAAAACAUAAUAAUAAACUUGAACCAAAAAAAAAGCAAGAUGCCCAUAUAUUUACUCUGCAGAUAUUUUGCCAAGAAAUGAAGGACUGUCAAAUUAAAUGGGAAAAAAAACACAAGCCAACUGAAAUACUAAAAGAGAGAGAACAGGAUUUCAGGUCAAUGAUAGACACCCGCCUUACAUACGGGUUUUCUGCAGCUUCUGAAGGAAUCCUCAUUGCAGAAUAUCUUCUUAAGGCAAUUAACCAGAAAGCCACAAGGAGCGUGAAUGACUUGAGGGUCGAAGCAGUGCUUGAUCUGCCUUGGACAAUCAACAGUGAAAUUGUUCGGCUAAAGUACUUUGAGCGCCUGGCUUCUCAGGUCCAGAAAGGACAAACAGCAGAGGCAGUUGAGUACUUCAGACGUCCAAAGACGUCAAUUGAUAAGUGGUUCAGUGAGGCCGUCGAUGGUCACGUGUGUGCUAAGGAGAAAGAAGAAUUUAAAAAGACAUUUACAUCACAGCAUGAGCGUGUGGUUAAAAAAAUCAGCAAUUGUUCAAAUAUUCAAGAAAUCCUCGAAUUUAUUCAAGAAUACUUGGCGAAUGUCGAUAAUGUUGAAUAUAAAAGCAGUUUGAAUAACGAUAUCCCACCGAUAGACCUACCCGUGUUUCUUGAUAGCAUCUUAAACGUGUUUAAUAGCUCAAGACAAAACAAUGGUCCGGAUAUAAAAUGGUUAAAAAAUCCAUCAACAAAUAAGAAGGUGAUGAAAAGGAUUGGAUGCACAGAUAAUUGCCUCUGGUGUGGAGCUCUGUGUUGGGGAUCCCGUGGACAUGAUGAAAAUAGUGAUGAAACAAGAAAACAUCAUUCCUGUCACCAGCCAUGUGGCCUUCACGGUACAAGUAAUUACACAACUGAAGAGUUAAUGGCAGAGAGUUGCCAUUCAUGGAGCGAUGAUCGACAAGUCUAUUGGGGUGACAAACUAAUGAAAUGGUCCGAGGCAAAAGCUCUUCCAGAAUGCAGUAAUUGGAAAUUCGACCCUCACUGUAAUGCCACUUUUGAUACCCUCAUGCGAUGGUUUUUUCAAGAAUUGCAUCAGCAGAUCGCCCAAACUAUGGAACUGCGUCCAGCAACACAAGAUCAGCUACAAACGAAUAAGUGUGAAAAUCUACAUCUUAAUUCUAUCCUGGCGAAAAUCCGCGUGUUGAUUGAAAAAUAAGACUCGAUGGUGCAUCGAGCUAGUAGAUUAUCUUAAAUGCAUAUUCUAUGUUUGAGUCAGUUAUGAUGAAUUAUAAUUCACAGCAUAUAUAUGGUAGUACUUUCCACUAUUGUAUUGAUAAUUAUGAUAGUUACUAAAUAUUUUAGAUUGCCAUAAUUAGGCUGAAGUGCUGUCAUGCUGUAGUGAAUAGUGUAAUGUUUCUAUAAAACCAACGCUUUUAGGUUGUGAGAUUUUUUUUCUGGGAUUGAAUUAUUUAAAAUGUUUGCAUAAUAAUGGAGAAAAUUUUAGGGGCAUAAUUCUCAUCUUGACAAUCUAUUGCAUCAAAUUUGAAUGAAUUUAAUCAACAUUGGAUUGCCCCACAAUUGGUAAUUUCAAUCGCUCCAAUUACACGACAGGAGCGUUACAAACAUUCCUCUAGCAAGGUGUGUUGGAAAGUGCCCUCGUCUUUGUGGAUUAAAAAAAUGGGUCACUUGAAGGGAUAUCGGAAGUAUUUAUGUGAUCUCUUUCUGCUGGUCAAUCUCACGUGGGAUGGUGCACUGCUGACUGCAAUCGUUCCAAAUGCACAUUCUCAUUAAAUAAUUCCGAUAGCAUUAUUUGAAUAACUUGUAAAGGGGAGAGAAAAUGCACAGACCAUUGUUUUCUCAUUAUUCCGUAGGUAAAAUAAUUUUAACCCUUUUAUAAUAACCCAAUACAUGAUCAAUUGCCUUAAACGUAUAAUAAAGUUGCAUGUAGUCUUGAUAUCUUGAUUGGUGCAUAUUUUAAUCACAUUAGUAUGUAAUAUUAAUUAUUUGCUUUUAUGUAAUGUAUCGAUUACACAUGUAUUCCUAUGGAUUAUGGCUUGCUGUAUUUGGGGAUUUUUAACGUUCAUAUAGGUUCCGUUGUAUCACCAUUGAAUUGUUGAACAUCUAUAUGCUAUUUUGAGUUUUAAUUCCGAUUUUACAAAUGUUUGAUUUAAUAAAGCCAAUGCAAUCUCUGGUAAGGGUUGUCAUUCAUGGAAUGUUUUAUGAUGUUAAUGUGAUUGGGAUAUCAGCUGCUGAUAUUACUUCACGUGAGGAUUCUAUACUGUCCACUUAUCCACAUGUCCACGUAUCAAAGUAUCCAUCUUGAACGUUCGUCGCAGCAAAGAACAACAGCCACAUUUAAUUCAGCGAUGUAACUUAUCAAAUCACUAAAAGCAUUUCAAACACGAAUGUAAUUUCGUUAUAUUGAAAUAAUCACAGAUGGGGUUAAAUUAUCUGGGCAAGUGUCAAGUGAUGGGCCUGUAAAGUGGACUGUGGGUUUUCAUGCAGCCUCGGUGAAAAAAUUCCACAGAGCAGAUAGAUAGCUACGAGCUGUAAGUAUCUGUGUGUUCUACCAAUACUAGAGUCCACCAAAAAGGUGGCGUCCAUUAAUAAUAGAUUUGAAGCUUUCGUGACUGCAAGGAUUCAUACUCUUUGGUGUUUUCGGUAAAGUCACGUACAGUGAGGG
Petromyzon marinus (sea lamprey) is the source of this 9737-nucleotide messenger RNA. The record is from RefSeq and is a predicted model, not a curated record. Lineage: Eukaryota; Metazoa; Chordata; Hyperoartia; Petromyzontiformes; Petromyzontidae.